Molecule: messenger RNA, 1086 nt
Organism: Trichechus manatus latirostris (Florida manatee)
Lineage: Eukaryota; Metazoa; Chordata; Mammalia; Sirenia; Trichechidae
Gene: TECTB
Product: tectorin beta
Exons: 10
Coding region: 65-1054 (329 amino acids)
Cellular component (GO): cell surface
Molecular function (GO): extracellular matrix structural constituent
Source: RefSeq, a predicted model, not a curated record
AAUGAUCGUGAACAUCUGGCCAGCUUGGUGUGACCACCCAGCAAAGACCAGGUUCUGAGAAGCAAUGGUGAUGAGGGCUUUUGUCCUGUUGGCCGUCUUUGCGGAAGCCUCUGCAAGAUCAUGCACUCCAAAUAAAGCAGAUGUCAUUCUUGUGUUUUGUUACCCGAAAACCAUCAUCACCAAAAUCCCCGAGUGUCCCUAUGGAUGGGAAGUGCAUCAGCUGGCCCUCGGGGGGCUGUGUUACAAUGGGGUCCACGAAGGAGGAUACUACCAAUUUGUAAUCCCAGAUCUGUCGCCUAAAAACAAGUCCUACUGUGGAACUCAGUCCGAGUACAAGCCCCCCAUCUACCACUUCUACAACCACAUUGUUUCCAAUGACAGCACGGUUAUCGUGAAGAACCAGCCCGUGAACUACUCUUUCUCCUGUACCUACCACUCUACCUACUUGGUGAAUCAGGCUGCCUUUGACCAGAGAGUGGCCACUGUUCAUGUGAAGAACGGGAGCAUGGGCACAUUUGAAAGCCAAUUGUCUCUCAACUUCUACACUAAUGCCAAGUUCUCCACUAAGAAAGAAGCCCCCUUUGUGCUGGAGACAUCCGAAAUUGGUUCAGAUCUCUUUGCAGGAGUAGAAGCCAAAGGGUUAAGCAUUCGGUUUAAGGUGGUGUUGAAUAGCUGCUGGGCCACACCCUCGGCUGAUUUCAUGUUUCCCUUGCAGUGGCAGCUGAUCAGCAAGGGCUGCCCCACGGAUGAAACAGUCUUCGUGCAUGAAAACGGGAAAGAUCACAGGGCAACCUUCCAGUUCAACGCCUUCCGGUUCCAGAACAUCCCCAAGCUCUCCAAGGUCUGGCUACACUGUGAGACGUUCAUCUGCGACAGUGAGAAGCUGUCCUGCCCAGUGACCUGCAAUAAGCGGAAGCGCCUCCUCCGGGACCAGACCGGGGGCGUCCUGGUGGUGGAGCUCACCCUCCGCAGUAGGGGAUUCUCAAGUUUCUAUAGCUUCUCAGAUGUUCUCUACCACCUCAUCAUGAUGCUGGGGAUUUGUGGCAUCUUAUAGGAGGUAGCCAGGCAGCUGCAGCAACUCUGCCC